GCUCCGGCGCCGGGGACCACGCGCGACUGGUUAGAUCUUGUCGUGAUCUCUGGAAAACUGUGACUAUCUCACAUGUCCUGCCCUGCUCGGAUCCCCUGCGCUAACGAGCCAGGCCCCCCUUGAUUGCUGAUUUUACGCUUUUUGGACCAAUUGUGGGUCUCCGGGGGCGGGGUUUUGACAGCUCAGGCCAAGCUCUGGCCGGGAGGGGGGGCCGGGGAGAAGGUGUCGGAAGCCUCAGCAGUAAGAAAACAUGUCAACAGAAUAAAAUAUUAACCAAUGACGGGCCAGCGGGCCCCGAGACCCCUCCCCCUGCCCCGGCCCCCACCUCGCCGCCCGCGCCCGCGGCUGCCUGCGCCGGGACGCGAAAGCUCGGCGGGCCGACCCGACCCGCCGAAAGGGCCUGAGGCGGGGGCGCCCGGGUCCCAGGGCCCUGGGGAAGGACCCCCAGCCGCACGCCGGCCCCAAGUGCAAAGCACUGACACGGCCCCGAGAGGAGAGGGGGCGCCCUCCCUCUCCCGCGCCUUGCCGCCCGGCCGCUCUGGCCCGCGCCCCAGCUUGGCCUCCGACCCCGCUCCCGGCCGCGGUGCCGCCCGGGGCCCCUGCACUCCGGAGGGAGGCUGCGGGUGCUGGAAAGAGAGGCCGGUGGGCUGGCGAGUCGGGAGGCGCGGGCGGCCGAGGUCCCGGAGUGGAACCCAGGUGGCGGGAGCCGGAAGACUCAGGAGGAACCUGGAGUUCCGGGCAAGCUUUGGAUUCAGCCCAGUAACCGUCUGCGUCCCCGACCCAGCCCUGAGCCCUCCGACGGUCUGGAGAGCCGGUCCUUGGGCUAGGAAGGUGUGCGCACCUUCCGCCGAGCACAGGGCGGCACGGCGCGGGCUGAUCCCGGCCCUCAGAUUCUUGACCCGCGACCCAACGAAUUUUCGCCGCAUCCGGUACCGGUACCGGAGACAUAAGCCUUCCUCAUCCUAAACACCGGCAUCCUCUCUCCGCCACUUUCCUAGAGUUUGUUUGCGACUCUCGGAAGCGCACGUCCUCCAAGUUCAGUACUGCCGAGUAAUGAGUGUGGGGGUCGGAGUGUCUGUGCGCACCUGUAGCUGAACGCCCCUACCCCACUCUCCUCAAUCAGUCUUGGUUCUCCAGCAGCCCC
Molecule: messenger RNA, 1144 nt
Organism: Ceratotherium simum simum (southern white rhinoceros)
Lineage: Eukaryota; Metazoa; Chordata; Mammalia; Perissodactyla; Rhinocerotidae
Source: RefSeq, a predicted model, not a curated record